AGCGCACCGGAUAGCGCAUCAUAAAAGAUGGGCGACACGAAAGACGGUCCUUGGAAAGACCCUUUCGUGCAAUCGGCCCCUUGCUUAUAUAUAUGUAGUCUAGUUCUAGACGAUAUUAAACGAAUCUAUUUGCACCGAGUGUGAGCGCAAAACCGAGAACCUGUACUCCGAGAAAAUAUUUUCUAGGACUAGACUAAUAUAUAUGCAGCUAGCGCAGCACGCUAGCUAUAGCUAACGCUGCGUUGUGAGACCGACUGGAGUCGAGUGUGAAUGACUGUCUCGAGCCUCGAGGAGAGCCAGGUCUAACUUUUACCGGUUUUUGUAUUUUUUGCGUACCGGUAGAUUUGCUGAAGAUUGGUAUCCUGUCCCUGGUGUGGUUGUGCUCAAUUUUCUAGACUUCAUAGUCAAUAAUAGGUAUCAGAUGGCGGCAGUGUGGAGAGCAUAUCUAGGAGUACUUAAUAAGUAUCCCUUUCGGACGCAAGCAGUAACAUCGGGUGUCCUAUUUUUCACCUCAGACUGUAUAUCACAGCAGGCAAUUGAAAGGAUAGGAUGGAAAGAUCACGACAAAGCAAGGACUAUGAGGCAAACUCUUUUUGGCUUGUGCUUUGCUGGUCCGGCUUUGUUUGCUUGGUAUAAAACUCUAAACAGACUGUUUCCAGGUUCCGGAAAGUUUACACCAUUAUGGAAGGUGAUAACUGAUCAGACUCUAUUUGGACCAAACUUUCUCAUGAUUUAUUUCUCAACUGUUGCAUUAACGACGGGGAAGAAGCUCGAAGAACUCCCUGCCAUUUUAAAACGGGAUAUACCAAGCACCUUUAUGAAGGGACUCAUGAUCUGGCCAGCAGUACAACUAGUCAACUUUUACUAUGUUCCACUUCUACACAGAGUUCUGGUUGUCAAUGUGGUCUCAGUGAUGUGGAAUACCUAUUUAAGCUGGAAAGCGAAUGCCAAGAGAAGUAUAGACAAGACACCAAUCUCUUAAUAAUUACCAUAGACCUAUCUGCACCUACUCUAAUGCUGCAUGGUGAUGAAAUACGAUAUAAAUGUACUACCAAUAUGUACUGAUAUAUGCCAUGUUUCAGGGUUGAGGGUUUUAAGGAGCCUUGUAAAAAUGCAGAACCUCGUUUUUCCGGCAGGAAUGCUGCAGGUGGAUUCUCAGUACAUAUCUUCACUUAUAACUUCACAUUUCAUGAUGGACAAUAAUAGAAAAUGCUGGAAAGCUGCAAUGGAAAGAUGUAUUGCACUUUAAUUACAUAAUUCCUGCGAAUGAUACAACACAGACUUUUGACUAAUUGCCUGUUCCUGCACUCAGAUUUGGAAAGGGCAGUGGUGUGGUGCCCCAAUUAUACAUGUGUCAUCUCCAUUGAUGAAGAGAGUUAUCACUUUUUGUUGUCCUGUAUUGUACAAUGGGACCAUACACAAAGUAAUAGUAUUUUAGGUGUACUACGAGACUUUUUAGUAAAUAUUUUGUCAUUUUACAAGUUCUUGAAUUAUUGUCAUGUCAUGGUCUAGUGGUACUGACUCUCGCCUUUCAAACAGAGGGUCGUGGGUUUGAAUCCUAGCCAUGUCGUGUUUUCCUUCAGCAAGAAAUUUUAUCUACACUGUGCUGCACUUGACCCAGGUGUGGUGAAUGGGUACCUGGCAGGAUGAAUUCCUUGAAUGCACGAGCGCUGAAAGGCAGCUCAAGCUAAAGUCGGGGUAAUAAUAAUGAUAACAAUGUGCCUCGCAAUAGAUUGUUUCUAGAUAAAUGGCGCUGUACAAAUGCCUAUUUUUAUAAUUAUUAUUGAUUCUUCAUGUAUUAACGGUAAAUGGCAAUUAUGAUAUUUUGGUUAUCAUCUCUGUUGAAAUCUAUGUUACUAAUCCUGACAAUUAUAUGUACAUGUAAAUCACCAUGAGCAACAGAGAAAAGAAUACACUGGGCAAUUGCCCCCUAAAAUGCUCAAACGAGCCCCGGAAACUCCCCAUUGACUGCAGUGUUAAUGUAUAUCCAAUGUUCUAGAUUUGGUUAGUAGUUUCUGCAAAGUAGUCCAUUAGUCCCAGAAAAUCAAAGAAAAAAAUUAAUCAAAAGAGAAAAAAAGGGGGGUGAUUAAAAAAGUCCCAUGUACUGUACAUGUAUGUAGUAUUAAACGGAAUGCUGAAUUUGAAUGAUUUUUAUAGACAUACAGCAUUGGAUAUUUUUGUACAAGAACAUUCCUUGUAUAAUACAAAAUCAGCAAAUAUGCAAAUUUGAGGCUUACAAUUUAUGUGUACAUGAACAUGUAAUGAGUGAUGUGUGUGAAAUGAGUUUGUGUACUACUAUUCACUGGUAAAUGUUAUGUACAUGUAUAUAAGUUUAUUCUGAUCACAUAUUUUACAUGACUUGCAUGCAUGUAUGGUUUUAUACCUGCCGAGGUUAUGAUGGUGUUCACAUUGUAAAUUCAUAUUUUUAUAUCACCUCUUGUAUUACUCAUAUCAUCAUUAAGAUCUUAUUAAUGGUUUUUAUUUCAAACAUGUUUUAUUUUUAAUUGUGCAAUGAACAUAAUAUUUUUGAUAUUUAUUAAUAUGUAUCAUACUAAAAAGCCUUCUUAACAAUGUUUCUAAUAAUUUGUUAGGAUACUACAAAGCUCCAAUAGUUAUCAAAUAUUAAAAAAAAAAUAAUAAUGAGAAACGCUUUUGCUUGGUAAUCAUGAAUUUUACCCAACUGACCCCCUUGCUGUAAAUUUUGACAGAAACAGGCAUCAUGUCUCACUUUACUGCACAGGGUAAUUACAGCAGAUAUGCUAUUCUUCAGGCUUUGUAUUAUACAUCACAUGUGGGGCUUAACCCCAUUUUAACUGAGCUAUUUUAGACUUUCAGACCUCAGCCACCGAGAUCUAAAGACUGGAGUAAAAUUUUCAACAAAAAAAAUACAGAUUGUAUUUAUCUUAUUUAAAUUGAUUUAAAUAACUGGUGAGACAUUCUUCUUGUUCAUGUACUGAUCAUUCUGCUCAGUGUUAUACAUGUGUACAUGUAUCUAUAAUAAAAUAAGAAAUGUGAUAUUUUAGGUUUUUGAAAAUUAUUUUAUGAUAUACGAUUUUUUCUCCAAAAAAAAUCUUGCCUAAUUCUUAUGCUAGUCUUUAUACUGAAGUAUUCAUCAAUCACAGCUAUGGAAAAUGAUGGGUUUUUUGCUUUUUGCAUUAAAUGUGUUUCAAGCCAUCUAAAACCAUGUUUGAAGGUUGUCUUGUCACUGCUCACAUUGGUCCAAACAUGAGUUUGAUUUAAACUCUGGUCAAAUUGUUUUGUUUAAUUGUGGGUAGCCAAUUAUGACAUAUAAAACAAUUGACAAAUCUUUAACCCUAAAAAUUUGAUUUGUCAGCAAUUUUGGUGCUCAAUUCACUCUGGGAAUAAUACAUAAUUUUUUUUUUUCCAAACAUGGAGAAAGAAACCUAAAAAUCAUUUAGCAGAUUUAGACCUUGGCCAGAGUUAAACAGACUUCAGAAUACGGCUAUUAUCUCUCAAAACUUAAUAUCCUCAUUUAUCUAGACAGCAAGACAGCAACCUUUAUCUCAAUUUUUUGUCAUGUCUUGAGGAUACGAGUCAGUUUUGUAAAAUGUCCGAAAAAGGGAAGAAAAAAUUUCAUGAUAUAUGGCAAGAGACUGCUACUCCACCUCACACAAAGGUGACUAGUAUACAUUCUAUUACUGAUCUGUGCUUGAAUGCAAGGAGAUUAAUAGCAGAACAAUCAAUAUACUGCUGGUGGGUGUUUCAUAAAGCUGUUCGUAAGUUAAGAGCGACUUUAAGAACGACUGGUGAUCCUUUCUUGUGGUAAAUGGUAUAUUCAUUGGCGAUUUGGUUAAGUGCGUAAGAAAGGUUCACCAGUUGUUCUUAAAGUCACUCUUAACUUACGAACAGCUUUAUGAAACACCCUCCUGGUCGAUAGGCUAGAAAAGUCUGAAAAGUGGCAUCGCUGCAUUCAGGCGCAUUUCAUGAACAUUUUUGUCAGACGAGAUGUCAGACCUGACAACUUUCCUUGAUUUUGAUUGGUUUUGAGAAGCAAUGUUACUAUGGAGACAGUCGGACGAAUCAGGAUUUUUCGGAUAAAGCGUCCGACAAGUCCUUUCAUGAAACACUCCUCGGGCCCGUUUCAUACAGGCCUUGGGUUUAUGGGAACUUAUGGUAACAGGGCUCAGAAGCUGACCAGAAUCAAGGUUUCCAUGGUCUGGCAAAGUUACCAUCACCAAUCAAUGUGAAAAUUUGUAUUUUUGAUUGAAAUCAGCGUGUAGAAAAUAAAGUGUGAAACUAUAAGUAGAUCUGAAUGUAGGAUCUGUAUAACUUCUUACUGCAAAAAAGCAAAUAAAUCAUGUUUCAUUAGGGCAAAAAAAAAAGUCAACCAACGAAAUGAAUUUGUUAUAACUAGGGUAUGUUAUUAUGUGGUUAUUAUUAACAAAUUUUUUCAGCUUCCAGUACCUCAAACUGCCAUGUAUUCCACUUUAUAUGCACAACAAAUGUCCACAUCUUAUGUCUGCGAAGGAGAAUCGUUAUUAAGCCAAAGUAUGAUCCUUUAUAAUUCAUUUGUACAUGGUCACUGGAAUUUAAUAUUGGGAGAAUGGAUGCCAAGUUAACAUGGAAUAUUGAUAUUGUGAUGAAUGAUGAUGAUUCUUCUACAUGUUUAUGAAAAUAAAAACAUUUUCAUACUUA
This is a messenger RNA of Lytechinus pictus (painted urchin), 4656 nucleotides long. RefSeq names its product protein Mpv17-like. Gene Ontology annotation, biological process: cellular response to reactive oxygen species. Gene Ontology annotation, cellular component: cytoplasm; membrane; mitochondrion. The transcript is spliced from 8 exons. Lineage: Eukaryota; Metazoa; Echinodermata; Echinoidea; Temnopleuroida; Toxopneustidae. The record is from RefSeq and is a predicted model, not a curated record. Bases 422 to 982 code for a protein of 186 amino acids.